Aphidius gifuensis is the source of this 1978-nucleotide messenger RNA. RefSeq names its product uroporphyrinogen decarboxylase (gene Urod). NCBI's taxonomy places the organism in Eukaryota, Metazoa, Arthropoda, Insecta, Hymenoptera, Braconidae. The record is from RefSeq and is a predicted model, not a curated record. Gene Ontology annotation, molecular function: uroporphyrinogen decarboxylase activity. The coding region runs from base 223 to 1293 and encodes 356 amino acids. Gene Ontology annotation, biological process: heme biosynthetic process. Gene Ontology annotation, cellular component: cytosol. The transcript is spliced from 5 exons.
AUAUUGUUGUUGUUAUUGUUGCUAUUACUGACCUGUCAUAUUGCACUUAUUUUUUAAAUAUUUUUCAACAAGUGUCCACGUGUUUGUUAUUGCUCCAAUAAUUAUAAAAUCAAUCAAUAAUAUAAACUACAUUAAAUAACAUAAAUUAUUAUUCUCAUACAAUAAAUAAUUUAAAAUAAAAAAUCUUAAAUUUAUACUUUAAUAAAAUCCAACAACAAAAAAAUGUCUCAACAAAAUUUUCCAGUUUUAAAAAAUGAUAGAUUUUUAAAAGCAGCUAAAGGUGAAGAAGUUGAUAAAAUUCCAAUAUGGAUAAUGCGACAAGCUGGAAGAUAUCUUCCUGAAUUUCGUGAAUUUCGUACAAAACAUGAUUUUUUUACAAUAUGUCAAACACCAGAGUAUGCAUGUGAAGUGACACUUCAACCAUUGAGAAGAUUUGAUUUAGAUGCAAGCAUAAUAUUUUCAGACAUUCUAGUUAUUCCACAAGCAAUGGGUCUAGUUGUUGAAAUGAAAUCAGGAGUGGGUCCAGUUUUACCAGAGCCACUUAAAACUCCAGAAGACAUGAGUCGCCUAAAAAUGCCAAAUGUUGAAAAAGAACUUGGAUAUGUUGGUGAAGCAAUAACACUAACUCGUCACAAAUUAGAAGGAAAAGUUCCAUUGAUUGGUUUUACUGGUGCUCCUUGGACUCUUAUGGGAUAUAUGAUUCAAGGUGGUGGUAGUUCAACUAUGGUACAAUCAAGAUCAUGGCUAUAUAAAUAUCCAGAAGAUUCAUGUAAACUUUUACAAAAAAUAACAGAUGUAAUUGUUGAGUAUCUUGUUAUGCAAGUAAAAUCAGGUGCACAGGCUUUACAAAUAUUUGAAAGUCAUGGUAAUUGGCUAAAUGAUGAAUUGUUUGAUAAAUAUUCAUUUCCAUAUAUUAAACAAAUUAAUGAAAGAGUUAAUUCAACACUUGAAGAAUUAAAUAUUCAAAAAGUUCCAAUGAUUGUUUUUCCAAAAGGUGCAACAAUGAAUUCAUUAGAAAAAAUAGCUAAAAAUUGUGGAUAUGAAGUCAUUGGUAUUGAUUGGACAGUUGAUCCAGUUGAAGCUAGAAAAAGAUUUGGACCAAAUAUUACAAUUCAAGGUAACAUGGAUCCUUGUGCAUUGUAUGCAACUGCUGAUGAAGUUGAACAAAGAGCAUUAAGUAUUUGUAAUAAAUUUAGUAAAACAAGAUAUAUUGCUAAUCUUGGUCAUGGAAUUAAUCCAGAUACUCCAAUAACUUCAGUUGAAGCAUUUAUCAAAGGUGUACAUACUCUUUAAAAUGACUGAUAAAUUUUAAAUCUUAUAUUUUUAUUUUUAUCAUUAGCAAUCAUUAAUUAACAUUUUAAUUUUUAAUUGUUUCUUUUUUUGGUCUAUAUUUGUUUUUAUCAAAGGAGAAAUAUAUUUUUGUUGGGAAGAAAAAAAAAUAUAAUUGACUUAAUUUGAUGUCAAAUAUUAAAUAAAGAUAAUUACAUUUGUAAUACCAAGAUUUAUGAAAUUUUUAAUUUAUUAAGUAUCUGGUGUCUAAAAUAUUUUACAUUGUAUUCUGUUUGUAAUUUUAAAAAUUGUACAAGUGCACGUGCAACAAGUAGAAUUAUUUUAAUGUGAAUUUUUUGCAACAACUGAUGUAUCAACUGCAGUAAGUUAUUAAUUUUAAUAUAUAUAAAUUAAUUUUUUUAAUUCCAUAUAUAUUUUUGUUUUUAGUUAGAGAAUCUUUAUUAUGUUGUUACAAAUUGGAUUAUGUUUGGAUGAUUGUACAAAAAAAUGAUUAUUGAUUAUCAUGACAAAAACAAUAAAGCCAUUUUGUCCUUCAAGGGAAUUAUUAAAAAAUGUAUAGCUAAAAAAAUUAUAUAAAAAAUUAUAUUGAUUAGUUUUUUUGGUCAAUUAAUGAAUUCUUUUUUAAUAGAUUAUCUAGGUGUCUCAUUCAAUGUAUAAUUUGAUGAACAAGAAUAAAUAAAUAUGAUGA